This is a messenger RNA of Colletes gigas, 834 nucleotides long. RefSeq names its product chymotrypsin-2-like. Gene Ontology annotation, molecular function: serine-type endopeptidase activity. The record is from RefSeq and is a predicted model, not a curated record. The coding region runs from base 1 to 834 and encodes 277 amino acids. Gene Ontology annotation, biological process: proteolysis. The transcript has 5 exons. Lineage: Eukaryota; Metazoa; Arthropoda; Insecta; Hymenoptera; Colletidae.
AUGAAUGCGUUAGCUGUUCUUUUAGUCUUUGGCUCGGUUAUCGUUGCCAAUGGUAAGCUGGAUCCACGUAUCGUUGGCGGUCAAGUUGCUGCAUGGGGUAAAUAUCCUUACCAAGUAUCAAUAAGACAAUCAUCUAGACACAUAUGUGGAGGGUCCAUUAUUAACAAGUACUUUAUCCUCACCGCUGCUCACUGCAUUUAUUAUGUAUCUGCCGAUCGCAUCAAAGUCGUCGUUGGAAGUAAUUAUUUAAAGCAAUUGGGAGUAUAUUAUCAAGCUGCAGAAUUAUUUUACCCUGUUUCCUACGACGACAAAUUAAUUAUUGACGAUAUCGGAUUAAUACGCGUGAAUGGAGGCAUUGAAUUCAACGAACUAGUUCAACCUAUCCUUCUCGCGCCUGUAUAUGAUAUUAAUCCAGGCGAAACUGCUGUUGUCACUGGUUGGGGAAGAUUGUCUACUGAUAAUGUAAUAUCUAACUUGUUGCAAGAGAUUUACUUGACUGUAAUAUCACAAGAAGAAUGCAAGGAUAAAUACUGGUCGGUGACAGAAACUAAUAUCUGUACGUUGACCAAGAUCGGCGAGGGUGUUUGCAAUGGUGACUCCGGUGGCCCUAUGGUCGUGAGUGGCUCACAAGUCGGAAUCGUUUCGUACGGUUAUCCAUGUGCAAAGGGAUAUCCUGACGUGUACACCAGAGUAUAUCCUUACAUAGAUUGGAUAAAUAACAUUACAUCACAAAACUAUAGCACAGGGAAUGCAGUCGACGUGCGCUUAAACAAGUGGACUACACUGUUACUCGCAACAGCAACACUCCUGGGACAUAAACAUUUAAUCUUAUAA